Papaver somniferum (opium poppy) is the source of this 1365-nucleotide messenger RNA. RefSeq lists its product as uncharacterized. Lineage: Eukaryota; Viridiplantae; Streptophyta; Magnoliopsida; Ranunculales; Papaveraceae. The record is from RefSeq and is a predicted model, not a curated record. Bases 121 to 1281 code for a protein of 386 amino acids. The transcript is spliced from 8 exons.
GGUUUAAGGUACUCAAUAUCCAAUCUCCAUUCUCUUCAUUAUCCCUUUCUUCUUCUCUAGUCUGCGGCCAUCACCACCGCCAUCAAUAGCAGAUCAUCACUACUGCCGCCACCUCGCUUGAUGGAUUCAGAAAGUGUGAAUUUGGAAGAAAGACUAAAAUCCUUUUUGAUUCAACUUCAAAAUGAGUUUAGAAUCCUUGAUAGGAUUGUUUACAAAGGAAAGAAUCAACAUAGAAGAUGUUUCUACUUUCAAUAUGUCAUGAAGGUGAGGAGGGAUGUGAAACUUUUGUUAUCGGCGGGGUUACAGGAGAUGUUGGAUUUCUUAUUUCAAAUUAUUAAUGAAAAGAAACCUACAAGGACGGUCAAUCUUCUUGAAAGUUUAAAGAGGAGAAAAUGUAACACUGAAAAAUAUAAUUAUCAGGAGCGGCUUUUGGGAGUUGCUCGUUUAUUAUCACAGAUGGUUGAACCUAUGGUGAAGGCAGCUAUUGAGAUAUCAUCCUUACUUGCUCGAUCUUUUUUCAUGGGAUUCUCUGUGACAAUUCUGGCUAUACUUGGACGUCUGCGGGUUCUGGUCCAGCAAAUACUACUUGAUGUCGUUUCGGUUUACAACAUGAUUUCAUCUAUAUCUCAAAAGGAGCACUCUGUAAAACUAAAUCGGCAAGGAAUUGAGGUCAUCAGGGAGUACUAUCCCUCGAAUGAUGUAGUUGUAACACUGGAGUGUGUAUGGGAAAAAGAUAAGUUUGUUUUGCUUGAGAAAGUGAAUAAAAUUCAGAUCAAGAAGCGAGAAACAGAUCUGCAAUCAUCAAAUAUAAAAUAUCAGACUGUAGAAGCAUUCCUGGGACUUGGGGAUGACGAACCUGGUUACAAGAAGGACACAGAUAACUCCAUUGGAGAGCUCCCAGACCCUAUAAACAUCUACAGAAGCGAAAUUCGUGAAUCUGCAGAACAACCCAUGAAUAUCAGUAUGAGUGCAAAGGUUGAACUCCAAGAGUCUAUCAUAGAUAAAGGCAGUGAGAGUAAUGAAAACUCAUUUGACAAGAGUUCUGGCAUUGAUAAAGAAGUAGUUGCUAGUCCAAGUCCAAAAUCUCCAAAACCUCAAAUAGAAUUGAAGAGAAAGGUAGCAUUUAUUUCAAUUGGGAAGCCGAAAGUACCCCAAACAAGUGAAAGCAGCUUACUUUAUAAUUUGCCAACUGGUAAUUUCCUUGCUACCGAAACUAAGGAAGAAAAAGAUCAAUUCUUUAGUCUACUCACUGGUGGUACUGUAAAGGAUAGUCUCUUCUAAUUUUUGAGCAUGAUAUUUUGGGAUUGUGAAGUCAAGUUUGCUUGCAGUCUUCUAGUUUAUAUGCAAAAAAAAAAAAAAAAUCUU